AUGGCCGCCUCCGCGAUGUCCGCCCGCGCGCACGUCGCCCCCGCCGCGUCCUCGCUGAACGCCGCCCGCCGCGGCCGCGCGUCCUCGACCGCGCCGGCGCGCCGCGCGCGCCGCGUCUCGACGACGCCGCGAGCGUCGAUCGCCGAUCUCCCGAAAGAUAACGCGAGCGUCAAGGUCCUCGUCGUCGGCGGCACGGGAUACAUCGGCAAGUUCGUCGUCCGCGAGCUGUGCGCGCAGGGCUACGACGUCACCGCGUUCGUGCGCGAGAAGUCCGGGAUCGGCGGCAAGUCUGGGAAGGAGGACGCGCGGCGCACGUUCCCGGACGCGACCGUGAAGUUUGGCUCCGUGAGCGACGUCGCGUCCAUCCGCGGCGACGCCUUCGGCGACGCCGACGGCGCGUUCGACGUCGUCGUCUCCUGCCUCGCGUCGCGCACGGGCGGGAUCAAAGACUCGUGGGACGUGGACUACCAGGCGACGAAGAACGUCCUGGACGUCGCGCGCGAGAAGGGCGCGAAGCACUUCGUGCUCCUCUCCGCCAUCUGCGUCCAGAAGCCGUUGCUGACGUUCCAAAAGGCGCGUUCGUAUUCACACCGGUCCCCGUACGACCGCGUCGGCGUGGUGAACGCCGCCAAGCUCAAGUUCGAGGAAGAGCUCGCGGCGGCGUCCUCGGAGAUCUCGCACUCGAUCGUGCGCCCGACCGCGUUCUUCAAGUCGCUCGCGGGGCAGGUGGAGUCCGUGCAGAAGGGCGGGCCGUACGUCAUGUUCGGCGACGGACAGCUGGCGUCGUGCAAGCCCAUCUCGGAACGCGACCUCGCGAAGUACAUGGCGGAGUGCAUCCGCGACCCGAAGCUCGAGAACAAGAUCUUGCCCAUCGGCGGUCCCGGCGAGGCGAUGAGCGCGCUGCAGCAGGGCACGAUGCUCUUCGAGAUCUUAGGCAUGGAGCCCAAGUUUAUCAAGGUCCCGAUCGAGGUCAUGGACGGCGUGAUCAAGGUCCUGGAUACCUUCGCGGGGUUCUUCUCCAACAUGCGAGACGCCGCGGAGUUUGGCAAGAUCGGACGGUACUACGCCGCGGAGUCCAUGCUCGUGUUGGACGACGAGAAGAGCGACGCGGAGAAGGACGAGUGGGUGUACGACGCGUCGAAGACGCCGUCGUACGGCACGGACACGUUGGGGGACUUUUUCAAGAAGGUGAGCGUGGAGGGACUCGCGGGGCAGGAGCUCGGCGAUCAGGCGGUGUUCAAGUGA
Messenger RNA from Micromonas pusilla CCMP1545, 1245 nucleotides. RefSeq names its product 3,8-divinyl protochlorophyllide a 8-vinyl reductase (gene DVR). Bases 1 to 1245 code for a protein of 414 amino acids. Gene Ontology annotation, molecular function: oxidoreductase activity. The transcript is spliced from 2 exons. The record is from RefSeq and is a predicted model, not a curated record. NCBI's taxonomy places the organism in Eukaryota, Viridiplantae, Chlorophyta, Mamiellophyceae, Mamiellales, Mamiellaceae.